UAAAAAGGCAUCGUGUGGACGCACCUUAAUAGAGAUACCAAAAUGUUAUCUGUAUUGAGAUACAAUUAUAUGUAGUUAACAAUCUCUUCAUUCUGGGUGAAGUUCCGCUCAUAAAUAGAUGAAAGCAUUAAUAACUGCGACAGGAACGGCAAAGUAACAAUUUGUUCGUCGUCGUUGCCAUGGUAACGCGGAACGUCAAUAUAGGUAGAGUGACACACAGUAUUGGGUGUUUUUAUUAUGUUGUGUGAGAUCAUUGAAUUCUUACGAGAACACCAGUGCGUGAUACUGAUGAAAGUGAUGCGAAUGAAACAUGAAUAUAAUUUGGUAACAUUUUAUCUCAGAUCGAAACCGAAAAUCGUUUUAUAAGGUAAGAUACUUUAACUCGAAAUGACAGACAACGAAAACCCGAAUGUAUUUUUCAGCCGCAUUAAGGAGGACAAAUACUUGCUUGUGUGUUUCCAAUUCCAGAGUGAGUCAUUUAAGAUAGACGAUUAUUGCAGUGUUGUUGCAAAAUUGACUACAACCGCCGAUUAUUUGUUGAAUAAAAUUGUCAUUUGUAUCACCAACAAAGUAAAGGAGUUAAAAGACGCAGGAGGCGCACUAGGAGAUGUAGAUGUUGAAUCCAUAUCUGCUAAAUUCUAUAGUAACGAUUGUCCUGUAUCCGCUGAUUGUUUAUGUAUGGACUUGCCGUUUUGGGUGGGCGACGAAAUGCAUUUGCGUAUUGGCAGUGUUCGAUAUAAUAUCGUGUUGAAUGGCCCAUGCGUAGAUGAAAUAAUCCUUCCAAGAGUCAUAAUAGUUGGUUUUCCGAUUUCCCCAUUUACUUUUAAGACUUCAUAUACGAAUGUGGGCGAUUGCGACUUUCUGUGGUACAGGAAAAAACAGGGUGACUUCGAAUUAAUAGGAAAUGGUUAUUCCUAUACACCUACGACCGAAGAUGUUGGUUGUAUACUGAAGCUCAUCUGUAUUCCUGGAAACGGCGAUCUGAAAGGACCAAAGGUGGAAACAGAGUCGAAGAAAUGUGUGAAAGAAGGUCCAAAAAGGUUUCCAUUCGAAGACCGUCAUAUAUUCACACAAACAGCAGCAGCUCCUGGAAGUUUCAGAAUAAUGACCUAUAACAUACUGGCUGACUUCUGUGCUGGUACACCUAAUAUCCGUAAAGAUCGAUUUCCAUAUUGUCCUCUUCAUGCUCUGAACAUAAACUACAGGAAACAGUUAUUACAAAAGGAAAUUAUAGGUUACAAUGUUGACAUCAUGUGUCUGCAGGAAGUUGACAAAAGUGUGUAUCAAGAUCAUUUGCUUCCGCUUCUUUCAACCAGAUACAAUGGAACUUUCAAAGUUAAAGGAACCAAGAUAACAGAAGGCUUGGCAUGUUUUUAUGACAAAUCUAAAUUUCGGUUGAAGGAGCAGCAUGGAAUUACACUUGCUCAUGAAUUACAAAUUAAUCCACGGUUACGUAACUUGUGGACUCUCAUGAAACCAGAAGUUGAGAAAAUACCUCGUUUUUUGAAAGCAUCAACUUCGUUACAGAUAGCUGUGUUGAUAUCUCAGGAAGAGGAGGAUAAUUGUGUGAUAAUUGCUAACACACAUUUACGCUCCUGGCCUGAACCUGAUUAUUUUCGUGCUCUGCAAGCUUCUGUUGCUCUUGCAUAUCUCCAGUCUGUUGUGGGAGAUAUUUCAAAGAAGAUGCCAGAAAAGAAAAUUGCUACAAUUUUGUGUGGUGAUUUCAACAGUACACCUGACAGCUGUGUGUAUGAACUGAUGGUUAACCAGUCUAUAGGGGAAAAUCAUCCUUGCUGGUCAGAAGUCUGCCGGCCGCGGUGGCCGUGCGGUUCUGGCGCUGCAGUCCGGAACCGCGGGACUGCUACGGUCGCAGGUUCGAAUCCUGCCUCGGGCAUGGAAGAAAAUAAAGACUUAAAAGGCAUAAAUUUAUCACACAGUUUCAAUUUUGGAAGUGCUUAUGGGACACCAGACUUCACAAAUUAUACCAAUGACUUCAUUGGUUGUUUAGAUUAUAUAUUUCACCAGAAAGACGCUUUACAGAUUUUGCAGGUUGUGCCUUUACCUCAUGAAGAAGAAGUCAAGGAACAUGAAGCAAUACCGAGUGUAGUUUUUCCAUCUGAUCAUUUAGCAUUAAUAGCUGAUCUCUGCUGGACUUGAAAUGUUCUUUAUCUUGUGUACACUGGUGGUAGUUCCACCUUCAGAAUUUGGAUCCAAAGACCGAUCAACAACAAUAAAGCUCACUUUUUGUACCUGUAUCAACAAAACCAAAGGGACACUCAGUAUUAAGAUAAUUUUUGCAAUUUAAAUAAUAAUAAUCAUCUGUUGUUCUUACUGUGUAUUUUGGUUGCAAAUGAAAACUUAUUUUAUUUUAUAUUAUUUUUAAGAUAUAAUGUGUAGUGCUUUCAUUGUACUAGAGAAUCAUAUUAACAGGCAGUUACCAAAUGCCUGGCUGGUAUGAUACUGAGGUAGAUGAAUGUUAGAUUAGAAAGGUUGUUCACAUUGUUUUGAUAAAGAAAAGUAUCUCCCAUAAAUACUAGCAUUCCCUAAAGAUACGCAACAGACACAAACAUGAACAAAAUGUGAAACAAACAGAAGUUUCGUCCGACAAAGAAUUGGAGAGAACAGUUCUGUUCAAGAGGAUGAAAAGUAACCCAGCAUAAGAGAGAAAUUUAUCCUCAAUUUACUAUUUUGGGUAUUACUAACAUUUAAUAUUUGAUAUUUCCUUUGUUGUGAAAAGGUUCACACUCACUGUACAGAUAGAGUGAUUUUAUACCAUUGUCUUUCCUGCUGGAUGCAAAAAUAUUUGCAAAAACUAACAAUUUAAUCACAUUUCGGUCAUUUGUGUCUGCUGUACACCAGGUUUUUAAAUCCUUCACUAUAUUGUCCAGAUGGCAUGUAAUUUUUAAACUGAGUAAUAAUUGGAUUGUUUUAGUUCUGUUUACUUUUUUAUUGGCUCCAUUUUUAUCUUAUAACAACUUUAAAAUUGUGUAUUUGUCUAAAUGUUUUUAUGACUGUAUAUUACAUAAAAUACUUUGAAAUUACAUUCAUACAUACAACUGGCACUCUACAAUUCCCAGUGUAAAACCAUGGUGUCUAAAGUCAGACCAAACAAGCUGUAUUUUAAAUAAAUUUUAUUUCAGUCAGU
Messenger RNA from Schistocerca nitens (vagrant locust), 3145 nucleotides. RefSeq names its product 2',5'-phosphodiesterase 12-like. Gene Ontology annotation, cellular component: mitochondrion. Gene Ontology annotation, biological process: nuclear-transcribed mRNA catabolic process, deadenylation-dependent decay. The record is from RefSeq and is a predicted model, not a curated record. Gene Ontology annotation, molecular function: 3'-5'-RNA exonuclease activity. Lineage: Eukaryota; Metazoa; Arthropoda; Insecta; Orthoptera; Acrididae. The transcript is spliced from 10 exons. Bases 388 to 2157 code for a protein of 589 amino acids.